AUGCAGGGCUACGCUGCCGGCGUCGCCAAGGGCGUCGCCCCCAAGGCCCGCCUCGCCGUCUACAAGGUCUGUUGGAAGAAGUCCGGUUGCUUUGACUCCGACAUCCUGGCGGCGUUCGACGCCGCCGUCCGCGAUGGCGUCGAUGUAAUCUCGAUCUCCAUUGGCGGUGGCGAGGGCAUCUCCACCCCUUACUACCUGGACCCCAUAGCCAUCGGCGCUUACGGCGCCGUCUCUCGCGGGAUCUUCGUCUCCUCCUCCGCCGGAAACGAGGGCCCCAACGCCAUGUCCGUCACCAACCUCGCCCCCUGGCUAACCACCGUCGGCGCCGGCACCAUCGACCGCGAUUUCCCGGCGGAGGUCGUCCUCAACGACGGCCGUAGAUUCUCCGGGGUAUCCCUCUACGCCGGCGAGCCGCUCGCCGGUAAAAUGUACCCUCUCGUCUACCCUGGUAAAACAGGGGUCCUCUCCGCUUCCCUCUGUAUGGAAAACUCUCUCGAACCAGAUGCCGUCAGGGGCAAAAUCGUAAUCUGCGACCGCGGCAACAGCCCACGUGUCGCCAAGGGAUUGGUCGUCAAAAAAGCCGGUGGCGUGGGGAUGAUCCUCGCCAACGGGCCCUCCAACGGCGAGGGUCUAGUGGUAUACGACUUGACCGAGGAUGACUAUGUGAGCUUCCUUUGUGCGAUCGAGUAUGGGCCCAAGACGAUUCAAGUGAUCACGCGGGCCCGCGUCAGCUGCCCGGAGAGGAAGCCGAUUCCCGAGAAUCUAAACUACCCGUCGAUCGCGGCAGUUUUCCCGACAGUGUCGAAGGGGGGAGUUUCGAGCAAGACGUUUUUUAGGGUGGUGAAGAACGUGGGGGAGGUUAAUUCGGUGUAUAGGGUGAAAAUCCAGGCUCCGAAGGGGGUUAGGGUUAGCGUGAAGCCUUGGAAGCUCGAGUUUAAGGAAGGGGUGAAGAGUUUAGGUUAUUACGUGACGAUAACCGUAGACGGUGGGAAGUUGGUUUUGGAUGAUUCGGGUGCAGUUUUCGGGUCGAUUUCGUGGGUCGACGGGAAACGGGUCGUUCGGAGCCCCAUUGUGGUGACUCAAUUGGAUCCAUUGUGA
Striga hermonthica is the source of this 1098-nucleotide messenger RNA. The record is from the annotation of a GenBank genome assembly. NCBI's taxonomy places the organism in Eukaryota, Viridiplantae, Streptophyta, Magnoliopsida, Lamiales, Orobanchaceae.